GCGGUUACGCGGUAAAAUGUAGAAAUAGGUAAACAUUUUAAAAUAGUUAUCAUCGUAGGAUGGACAUUGCGAGAAACACAGUACAUUGACUAGGUCAUUGGUCAAUAAUAAUUUUCAAAGAGUCAGAAUACGAAUAUCCUAUAUGUACUAAUUCUAAUUUACGUACUCGGCAUAGAAGACAAUUCGAUUAAUCCUGGAUCUGGAAUACCAUCGUGUUCCGAUGCAAAUUGAUUGGUUGAAUUGUCAAUAUCAUUGAUUGGAUUUGCUUCACUCUUGGUCUCCUAAGUUAAAAUUUCAUGUUGAUUUAUUUUAUAUUUUCAUUAAAUAUAAUUUUUGAAAAAUUCGUAAAAAAUGACAUCGUUGAAAUGCCCACCACGACCGCGCUCACAGGCAUAUCGUAGACUCACUGAAUUUUGUAGUUGAGCUUGACGAACUUGGCGAUCCAUAUUUCUUAUCUUCUCUAUCCUGGUUAUCCGUUAACGAAUGAAUUCAAGAGUUUCACCAUGCGUUUAUAAUAAACGAUAAAUUCGAUACGAAAUAGGGAAUUACUUAUUUGUACAGAAAAUAUUUGCUUCUUUUUUUUAGAAUGGUUUAGCCCUGAGAAUUAAAUUGAAAGGAAAAUAUUGUAACCAACCUUUGAAUUAUGGUACUCGCCGAGUAUCGAGUACUCUAACGGAUGCUGAGAAAUCGUUGCUUGACGUUAGUCCCUACAAGAUGCGCUGUUACCUCGAAACACGAUCUUGAACAGAAUAUGUGCAAUCGUUUGAACUUUUCAAGAUUGAAAAUUUGUACAUAGAUGUACGUAUGUAUGUACUUUUCUCUCUAGUUUCUCUGGCUGACGUCGAACGUCAAACGUCGAACGUCGAUCAUUCCCCGAAGGAAAUACUUUUAGAACUUGAACAUUUGCCAGCGAAGCGUCGUAUCACUUGUUAGCUGCAGUUUCAUCAAACAUGUACCGAAACUAUUUCUACGUAAUAUGUAUAGUUUUGCGACAUUCCGAUGGGGAAAAAUAUCAAUCGUAUCUCGAUGCAAUCGACGUUCAAGCGUUUUUCUUUUCUCAUUCCUAAUCAGCAAUGGCGGAACGACUGUUUGUUGUUUGAAGAGUUGGUGACACAGAUGCCGUUGGAAUGUCUAAAGGUUCUCUUCCAUGAGAUACAUACGAGUAUAGUGUAAAAUUAUAUGUCGUCGAUUUUUAAGCUGACAAAAACUUUUCGAAUAGCCAAGUUGAACAUUAAAGUUUGUCUGUCGGAGGCAUAUAUAUGUAUAGAGGGUGUAGAUCGUAUACAUAUAUGUGUAUAAUAGGUAUCGCGCGCGGUAUAGCUGUUUUCGGAUAAUAUAUCUAGGACAGUUAUGUUUAUGAUUUCAUACGGUCUGUGUUUACAUUGUUAUACAUUGACGAAGGAUUUGGGUAAACAAUGAUGAUGUUCGUAGAUAAGCCGGUCACUAUGCGAACAUGCGAACGAUACAAGGAGGGAAGAUUCAUAUGGAUGUAGUAUGGCUCUCGGUUAGAGAGAGCCAGAAAGAUGAUCCUGAGUCUGAGCUCUCGCCCGAACCGCAUACGAUCUGGUAUCUGGCCUCGGUCUCGGGAGUCCCGAGUCGGGACUCGCACCCCGAGUCUCGGCUCUCGGGUCUCGGGUUCAGUUUUCAGUUGGCGGCCAGGAUCCGUCGCGUGCGCUUCGCUAUUUACGUUGAUUUUCCGCGACCCGCUGCCGCACCGCGCCGUUUCGUUUCGUUUACUAAUCGCACACUACUUAUGCCGCACCGCUGGCGCCGUUCGAAAUCUCGAGUGUUACCACUUUAAACGACAAAAUAUUCUCCCAUCCAUGUAAAAACAAAUUGUCCUUAUUAACUUGAUAUUUAACGAAAUUUUGUAAUAUCAUUCACACGUUUUAUAUUGGCGUUUACAACGCAGGCUUCAACAUUUCUCAAACAGUUUAAUUAAUUAAAACCGUGUUUUAAUGAUUUUUGGCUAAACAAAGUGUAACGUCAAGUUACAUUAAAAGGUGCAAUUGCGAUCAAUUAAUUUCCUACUCGAAUGACGAUACAUCAGUUAAGAAAACUCUUCAGCGUGAGUAAUUUUCGUCGGCAAGUAUAAAGUUUGAUCUCAUCCCCAGGAUAUAUAAAGUUACUUUUACAUAGUACUUGGGAAUAGCUCGCCGUGAUCUGGAUUUUCAAGAUCUGGAAACAUAUUUAAUCAUAAACGAAACACAUCGGUGGUUUGCAAUAAAUGCGUGAGCAGCAGCAGCGGCAGUUGGAGAAAGUUUUAACGAACAUUUUAAAAUGUCACCCAUCGCCUGCCGCGUUUCCAUUCAAAGAAUCGAAUAAGAUCCAAAUCUAGUCCAAUUAUACAAACGGGAGCUUAGAUUUAAUAUAAUACAAAUUAUAACUAGUUAUAAUUAUUAAUUUAUUUAAAUUAUCAGUUAUAAUACAUUCGAAUAAUUAUUAUAAUUAUUUUAAUCGUUGCACGUUUAAAUAAUAAUUUGAAAAAAAAUUCACUAGAAAGUUAAAGGUAAAAUACGUUUUAUCUCGCGGAAGACAAGUGUAUAGUAUAAAAAGGUAGUUUUUAAUCAUGCUGCACGGUUUAAUAUGGUCAAAUAUCAUAGUGAUCCUAUCAUGCUGGAAUAUUUUCUUAAAAAGUGUACAAUGUUUGGUUGUUCGUACACUGGUGUGAGGACCAAGAUGACGAAACUUGCAACGCUUUUAAUGACGAAUCACUAGCCAUAUCGAUUCUUAUGGAAAAUUACAAUUCCGGAUCCUAACGCGCAGAGUGUCAUGAAAAUGAAUUUACAACGUGGACCGUUCAAGAAAUGUUCAAACUAAUCGUGCGGUACCUACCUACCUGCCAACUUUGUUUUAUUCGAACCAGUGUAAAAGAUGAAACGCGGAGUGUAACGUAAGCGGACACGAUCCAGAAUGUUGAUUAUCGGUUAUAAUAUGCCCAAUAAUGCAGCGGUACCAUUCGACUAUUUCGAUAACGUUAAUAUAGAUCGAUCGUUUGUCAGCGGUGCAUCGGCACCUUCAACAAUGACUUCUAUCGUUGUGAACGUCACUUCACCUACUCUCGCGAAGCCUGGUCAAGACAAUCUUCUUGAAAAUUUAAUCAUACCUUUAUACGGGACGAUAUUUUUACUUUCCGUGAUUGGCAAUUCCUUGGUGCUGAUCACGUUGGCACGUAACAAGAGGAUGCGGACUGUCACCAACGUUUACCUGUUGAAUCUGGCAGUUUCGGAUUUGCUGCUCGGUGUCUUUUGUAUACCUUUCACACUUCUCGGCCAGAUACUGAAGAACUUUGUCUUUGGUAUUACGUUGUGCAAACUUAUACCGUACUUUCAAGCUGUGUCCGUUUCCGUGGCCGUUUGGACUCUUGUCGCUAUUUCUCUGGAACGUUACUUUGCCAUCUGCAGACCGCUAAAGUCCAGACGAUGGCAAACUCAAUUUCAUGCUUACAAAAUGAUCGCCGUGGUCUGGAGUGCGAGUUUAACAUGGAACGCGCCAAUUCUCGUGGUUUCACGACUUCAAAGUAUACGCGGCGGACGGCACAAAUGUCGAGAAGGGUGGCCGAGCGUCGGUACCGAAAGAGCUUACAAUCUCUUCUUGGACGUAACGUUGCUUCUGGUUCCGCUAAUAGUAAUGAGCCUGGCUUAUUCGCUAAUUGCUGCGGAACUUUGGCGUGGAUUACGACAGGAAAUGCGACAGACAUCGAGCUGUCCACGACGUCUCGAGAGGACAGAAUCCAGUGGAAUGGUGCGUAAUUUGUCGUACGACAAGAGUGACGGAGGAUCAGGUGCAACGGUGGUUCUGAACGCUUGCGAUACAUCCUCGAGAUUAAAACAAGGAUUUUCCAGCUCGCGCGGAUACUUGCAAGGCGAUCCUCGGGAAAUAGCAUCUACGGUGCGCAUCCCACGAACGAGGUUCUCGAGGGUUCUUAGUGGUAAAUUUCAAGCAGCAGACUUUUCGCACGAAUCGAGAAUACAGAUCCGGACAAACGGUAGUAAUUGCUCGGCCAGUGAUACCAAGGACACGAUCAACGAAUCACAGCAGGAUUCCGGUUGUCCGUUUAGCAGACAACACGCGAUACGUAGCAAUUACGUGGGCAAAAGUAUCGAAGCUAAAAAGAAGGUGAUCAGAAUGCUGUUUGUCAUUGUGCUAGAGUUUUUCAUCUGCUGGGCGCCACUGCAUGUGAUCAAUACGUGGUACCUUUUCGCUCCGGAAUGGGUUUAUUCCGUGGUCGGGAGUACUGGCAUUAGCUUUGUGCAUCUACUCGCCUACGUUUCCAGUUGUUGCAAUCCCAUCACGUAUUGUUUCAUGAACAGAAAGUUUCGCCAGGCGUUUCUUAACCUAUUCGACUGUCAUCGGUGUUGGAGAGUAGGAUGUAGGAACAGCGAUAUUGCUAUGACAUCUGCAAGGAAUGCGAUACAAGGUGGAAACAAUAGCGAACUGAGCGGAAACGAGUCGACGAUCGAUCUUGGAAAAGCUUCGCUCGUCGCCAGAUCCGAGGUAGUGAGACUCCUGGAGGAGGAGGAGGAGGAGGAGGAUCGCGUCUAGUAUCAUACAAGCAGAACACGUGCUGCAGCGAGAAUCAAAGAUGAAACGUAAUGUUGCUGCAAACUGGUAACAAACAAAAUCACUUUGUUUUAAAGAUACCUUGGCGUUUGUCCAUUUUGGCUACAAACGAGAAACGUCAAUGAUGCACAGUCUUGCUCAUCGAGAUCAUCCCGCACGGACAAUCUCACUUUCCUUUACGACUGAUUACGGAAGAAUACGAGUAUAUGUAUAUCGUUCUUUGUUCGAUGGAGAACGCCUAGAUACAUACAUACAUAAUUUAACGAACAAUGUGAAAAUACAUCCAUUCAGACGCGUUGCGUCUUAACAAUUUCCGUAGUCGGAGAUUUUAGUUAAAGGCUUGGAAUUCGUACGGCUAAGGAAUAGAAACAAAAGAUUUUUUUAAACGAAAGCUUCGUGAUUUUUCCGUUUCAAAGUUUCUGGUAUUUAGUUCUACCGAAAUAUUAUCGUUUUAUUAAUGUUAAAUGAGAAUUUACAUAAAUUGUCCACUUAGUUGUGAGAAAUCCACGAAAGAUUCAAUUGUCAAGCAGUAGUGAGAAGCUAUUAAAAAUGUAAAGAGAGUAUUUGUUAUCGUAUAAAUCUACAGAGAACAAUAAAUGUAGAAAAACAGAUAAGCGAUUAAGAUUUCAUUCUACACGGUCCCAUCUACCUAUAAUACAAUAUCGUACGUAUUCUUUACUUAAAACAUUUCAUUAGCUAUAUACUGAUGAUUUAAGUAAAAAUGGUAAGAGACAAAAGUUUGUUAGACAGAGGGAAUAAUUGGUGGCCAACCAAGUGUAAAGGUUGUCAACUAUCGCAUGUGUUGUUCGUUUUGAACCUCGGAACGAAAUGAUCGAUAACGGAGGUAUGCUUACAAGUCGUAAGUAGUACCACUAUUACUCAAAGCGACUUACUUCUCUCAACUAUUAUUUAGCAGAACCGAUCAUAGUAGCUGGU
Messenger RNA from Hylaeus anthracinus, 5499 nucleotides. Its product is annotated as cholecystokinin receptor type A-like. Gene Ontology annotation, cellular component: membrane. Bases 2914 to 4545 code for a protein of 543 amino acids. Gene Ontology annotation, biological process: neuropeptide signaling pathway. Gene Ontology annotation, molecular function: gastrin receptor activity; neuropeptide receptor activity. The record is from RefSeq and is a predicted model, not a curated record. The transcript is spliced from 10 exons. Lineage: Eukaryota; Metazoa; Arthropoda; Insecta; Hymenoptera; Colletidae.